Messenger RNA from Hevea brasiliensis (rubber tree), 3673 nucleotides. Its product is annotated as receptor-like protein EIX2. Bases 26 to 3490 code for a protein of 1154 amino acids. The transcript has a single exon. Gene Ontology annotation, molecular function: protein binding. Lineage: Eukaryota; Viridiplantae; Streptophyta; Magnoliopsida; Malpighiales; Euphorbiaceae. The record is from RefSeq and is a predicted model, not a curated record.
UCCAUAGUUUUACCUCUAAUAGUGAAUGCUCAUGAAAAUACCAAUGAGUGCUACUUCUUUUACACUUGCUUUCCCUUGGUUUCUCUUUGCAGCAACUGCUUUUAGUCCUGGCCUCUGUCAUGGAAGCUUUAAUGCUGGCUGCAUUGAAAGUGAGAGAGAAGCUCUUUUGCAGUUCAAGCUUGGCCUUAAAGAUCCUUCUAACCGGCUUUCUUCUUGGGAUCGUGAUGCGGAUUGCUGUGAAUGGCCUGGAGUCAUCUGUGAUAAUCUCACCAGCCGUGUUCUUGAGCUCCAUCUUAGAAGUCUUUCCGAGGAUGAGUAUUAUGCCAUUAAUGCCAGCGGUGACUAUGAUGAAUAUUGGGAGAGGUCCACAUUCAGAGGUAAGAUUAGUCAAUCUUUACUCAACUUGAAGCAUUUGAAGUAUCUAGACCUAAGCAACAAUAAUUUUGAAGGAAUUCACAUUCCCAAAUUCCUUGGCUCUAUGAAGAGUUUAAGAUACCUUAACUUCUCCGGAGCAGGAUUUGGAGGAAUGAUUCCUCAUCAACUCGGAAAUCUUUCAAAUUUGCAAUAUCUAAAUCUUGAAGGAGGUGAGAUAUAUGUUGAGAAUUUAGAUUGGCUCUCUAGUCUCUCAUCAUUAGAAUUCCUUGACUUGAGUUCUGUGAAUCUUAGUAAAGCCUUGGAUUGGUUGGAUGCGAUGAACAAACUCCCCUCUCUGGUAGAAUUACACUUGUCAUACUGUUCACUAAAUCAUAAGGUUCCUUCCAACAUCAACUUUUCAUCACUUGCCAUCCUUGAUUUGACAGGAAAUAGUUUUGGUGAAUCUUCUGUGCCCAGUUGGAUUUUUCACACUCCAACUUUGACUUCUCUUGAUCUUUCAUCUAAUAAUUUUUUUGGACCAAUCCCUGUUCAACUUCAAAAUAUAACUUCACUUAGAGAGCUUGAUUUGUCUGAUAAUUCUUUUAAUUCUUCCAUGGCCUUUUGGUUACAUGGUCUUCCCCAGCUUGAGCUUCUUCGCCUUUCCUCUAAUUUUGAGUUGCUAGAUGGAAUUCCAAGUGCCAUUGGAAAUUUUACCUCCCUCAACAGUCUCGACUUGACAUACUGCAAUUUUCAAGGAGCAAUUCCAAGUGCCAUUGGAAACUUGACUUCCCUCAAUAGUCUCGAUUUGUCACACAACGAACUUCAAGGAGCAAUUCCAAGUGCCUUCGGAAACUUGACUUCCCUCAACAGCCUUGACUUGUCAGAGAACAAGCUUGAAGGAGCAAUUCCAAGUGCCAUUGGAAACUUGACUUCCCUCAACAGCCUUGACUUGUCAGACAACAAGCUUGAAGGAGCAAUUCCAAGUGCCAUUGGAAACUUGACUUCCCUCAACAGCCUUGACUUGUCAAACAACAAGCUUGAAGGAGCAAUUCCAAGUGCCACUGGAAACUUGACUUCCCUCAACAACCUUGACUUGUCAUUCAAUGGAUUUGAAGGAGGAAUUCCGGCAUCAUUCAAAAAUCUUUGCAAGUUGAGGUCACUCCAUUUGUCAGGCACCAAUUUAAGCCAAGAGAUAAAUGAGGUAUUUGAAAUUCUCUCAGGUUGUGUUUCAAAUGGGAUAGAGGUGUUGUCUUUAUCUAAUUGUCAAUUAUCAGGUCAUUUAAAUAAUCUUCUUGGACAAUUCAAGAAUCUGGAUUCUCUCGAUCUUUCCGAUAAUUCGAUUGCUCACCAAAUUCCAGCCACUUUGGGUGUGUUGACUUCCUUGACGUCUCUACGCCUUUCCAAUAACAAACUGAAUGGAAGUCUCCCCAUAGGUUUUGGAGCCCUUGAAAAUUUAGUAGAUGUAGAUAUUUCUUAUAAUUCAUUAGAGGGUGAAGUUUCUGAAAUUCACUUUGCAAACCUUACAAAUCUGAGAUAUUUUGAUGCCUCUCAUAACCAACUGAUUUUAAGAGUCAAUCCUCAUUGGAUUCCACCUUUUCAACUUGUUGAAAAAAUAUCUUUGCGAUCUUGGGAUGUUGGACCUCAACUUCCUAGAUGGCUCCGUUCACUGAAGGAGUUAGUCUUUCUAGACUUGUCAAACUCAAAAAUUUCAAGUACCCUUCCUGUUUGGUUCAGUGACUGGUCUUUAAGACUUUCUAAUCUUAAUUUAUCUCAUAACCAAUUGCAUGGCAAGAUUCCAUAUUUGUUCACUGCUGAAUAUAGUUUUUCCUCCAUCGACUUGAGUUCAAAUAAAUUCAACGGCCCAUUGCCUAAUGUAUCUUCCUAUUGGAUAGAUCUUUCCGAUAAUUUACUCUCUGGAUCAUUAUUCACCUUUCUAUGUCAUAGAACGCAUUAUCUGAUCACUAUGCUGCUUAACUUGGGAAAAAAUCAUCUAUCCGGAGAGAUACCUGAUUGUUGGAUGAAUUGGGAAUAUUUAGAAGUUUUAAAAUUAAAUGACAACUAUUUCAGUGGAAAAAUUCCUAGUUCCAUUGGGAUUUUAAGUGACCUUCAAUUCUUAAACCUUCGCAACAAUACUCUCUUUGGUGAAAUACCAUUGUCACUUGAACAUUGCGAAGCAUUGACGGUACUUGAAUUGGAUGAAAAUAGAUUGGAGGGAAAUAUUUCAACAUGGCUGGAGAAUCAAAAUUAUUCACAGAUGGUUAUUCUUAAUCUUCGUGGGAACCAAUUUCAUGGUCACGUGCCUAUAGGGCUUUGCCGCAUGACUUAUUUGCAAAUCUUGGAUCUUGCUAAUAACAACCUCAGCGGUACCAUACCAACAUGUAUCAAUAACUUCAGUGCAAUGGUAGAUGAAAGUUAUGUUGAUACGGGAGAGCAAGGUCAGAUUGUCUUUUAUUUGCAUGGGUUGGAUUUUUCUGAUAGUUCCUCAAUUAUGACAAAGGGAGAAAUGAUUGAAUAUUCCACCAAUCUUAAUUUCGUAAGGAGUAUGGACCUCUCAAAUAAUAAAUUAUCAGGAGAUAUUCCUGAAGAAAUAACAAGACUUGAAGCAUUGCAUUCAUUAAAUUUGUCACAUAAUCUUUUGAGUGGAAGCAUUCCAGGGGAAAUAGGAAAUAUGAAAGCAUUAGAAUCUCUUGACUUUUCUCAGAAUCAACUUUUUGGAGAAAUUCCUCCAAGUAUGUCAAGCUUGACAUUUUUGAGUAGAUUGAAUUUAUCCAACAACAAGUUAUCAGGAAUAAUACCUUCAGGCACUCAAUUGCAAGGCUUUGAUCCAUCUACUUUCAGUGGCAACAAACUUUGUGGGCUUCCACUCAGCAAGAACUGCAAUGUUGAUGGUGAUAUGCCUCCUAUUGGGAUAGAAAGAGGAGAAGAAGACAAAGGGUCUAAAUCAUUUGCUUGGUUCUAUUUCUAUGUGAGCAUUGCACCAGGAUAUGUGGUAGGAUUUUGGGCAGUGAUGGGUCCUUUAGUGUUUAAUAGAAGAUGGAGGCAUUUAUAUUUCAAUUUCCUAGAUAAUUUGUGGGACAAAUUUAUGGUGUGGUAUUAUGUAAAUGUUGCUAGAUUUGUGAAAGGUCAUGGUUUAUAGAGUUUUGUCCAAAACAAAUAUAUGUGGGGAUGGGCUAUGCACGUCUACAUAAUUAGGUAUGAGUUUAGCUUUAUGUUUGUUGUGACGAUGUUUUUGUAUGGUUGUGCAAUUACUUUGUAAUUUUGAAUUGAGUUUAAUAAAAAAUGAAAAGUCCCACUGUUGUGAGGGUUUUGUGUGUGGUUU